AUGAAUCGUUCUGCUGUUGCGUCACCUGUCGCCAUCAAGGAGGGCGACUUAGAGAAACGCAGCGAUAGCUUUCUUCAACUGUGGAAGAAGCGGCGGUGUGUGUUGACCGCAGAAGGUUUGCAUUUGUAUACGGACCCACGGAAAAGAGGCAAGGCCAAAAUCUUGCGUUUUGACUCCUUGGCCAAAUUGGAGUGCGUGGAGAGGAAAGGGGAGCGAGUGUACUUUACCCUAGUCACGAUGGACGGGCAGGAGAUAGACUUCCGCUGCUGGGAACGCAGUCGGUGGAACGCAGAGAUCACGCUAGCCUUGGUGGGUUUCCAGAACAGAAAAGCUGUACAAGAACUCAGAGCACGAAAAGAACACCAGGCCAGAGAUGCAGGGGAACGCUUAAGAAGCUGGGGUCCAUGA
Rana temporaria (common frog) is the source of this 408-nucleotide messenger RNA. RefSeq names its product pleckstrin homology-like domain family A member 2. Gene Ontology annotation, biological process: positive regulation of apoptotic process. NCBI's taxonomy places the organism in Eukaryota, Metazoa, Chordata, Amphibia, Anura, Ranidae. Gene Ontology annotation, molecular function: phosphatidylinositol phosphate binding. The coding region runs from base 1 to 408 and encodes 135 amino acids. The transcript has a single exon. The record is from RefSeq and is a predicted model, not a curated record.